Effrenium voratum is the source of this 1260-nucleotide messenger RNA. Lineage: Eukaryota; Dinophyceae; Suessiales; Symbiodiniaceae. The record is from the annotation of a GenBank genome assembly.
AUGUCGAAGAGGAGCAUUCCAAGUCGGAAAAGAAUGCAAUCGGAGGAGGGAAGACUAUUACGAAGUGGCACUCUGGCGAUCCUUCAUGCAAGCGCUUGCAAAAUUGGAGGAUACCUGAAGGGGUAUACCUUCACCAAGAAAUGGACACAUGAUGUCGUAGACCACAGCACCUUUCAUUGCCAAUCAAGCACUCAGACAGAGUGUCACUUCCCUGACAGAAGAGUGACAGAGGUACAUAACUCCGGCUCAAUUCCUCCAGCGUUGAGGAUCGGAACGGUCUACGCUCCCGCAAACGCGGUGACAGUGGGUGCAAGCAAGUCACAGUCAUAUGGCCUGAACUCGCAGUUGAUCCAAGAGCUUCACGAAAGCGUGAACUUCAGACUCCAGGACGACUCCAAACUCUCGCAGUAUCACUAUCAGGGCAGGACAGCUUCAGGAGAUGGUUCAAUGCUGCUACUUGAGCUCAAGAAAGGCGUGAAUACGGUUGGGGACGUAAGGGCGACCUUGAAGAAAUCUUUGCGUCCGGGCAGCCUAUCCAUUGUUGCAAUGCAAGAUGAGGACGGACACUUGGUGGCGGGCUCCAUGAAAGGGUCAAAGAUCAAUUGGUUGAGGGCAGGCAGCGUGAGUUUUGACGAGAUCAUUUUGGCCAAGAUGUCCGAGAAUGAGAGCAGCACAAUGGGUAUUCGCAUCGUGGGGUUCCUCUUGGUUUGGCUUGCCCUAUACUUCAUCACCGACCUACUGGCCACAAUGCCUAACUUGAUCCCCUGCAUUGGUCCCAUGAUUAGUGAUAUUGUGGGCUGCAUGCUUUGCUUCAUGAACUUUUUCGUGGCAGCGGCAUGCUCUGCGCUGGUGAUUGCCGUGGCCUGGCUUAUGGCAAGGCCGCUUUGGGCCGCAGCAGCACUGGGGCUGGUUUGCCUCCUAAUGUGCGGCGCCGGGGCCGUCUUCCGCUCUGCCAAGUCCAAGGCAGGCGGUGAGAAGCUUAUGGAUGAGGCCAGCAAGGCAGAAAACGGAUAUGGGACCCAAGUUGAGGCUGGAGUUCCCGCCUAUGCUGCGACACCAGCAGUCGCCAUGCCCGCAGCGGCACCAAUCCAGGCGGUGGCAGUUGCCCAGCCCAUCCCCCAGACGCAGGUGACGGUGACGUGCCCGGAUGGCUCGGCGCCAGGAACGCUGGUUAAAGUUCCUCUUGCAGAUGGCCGAUUGGUGCAAGUGCAAGUGCCGGAAGGUGUUCUUCCUGGACAACCGUUCCUAGUUACUGCCUGA